Molecule: messenger RNA, 1890 nt
Organism: Durotheca rogersii
Lineage: Eukaryota; Fungi; Ascomycota; Sordariomycetes; Xylariales; Xylariaceae
Product: Homogentisate 1,2-dioxygenase
Exons: 2
Coding region: 213-1613 (466 amino acids)
Biological process (GO): L-phenylalanine catabolic process
Cellular component (GO): cytoplasm
Molecular function (GO): homogentisate 1,2-dioxygenase activity
Source: RefSeq, a predicted model, not a curated record
AGCACACUGCCGGCUGCGUUGAUAAUCGAGCGUGGCGGCAUCGCAUUCGGCACUCCAACUCAAUCCUGCCCCGCACUAGGUUGUUAAUCUGCGUUGCGAGAUAAAGACGAAGAGAAAGAUAAAAACGAAGAGAAAUAAUACACAUCAUCUUAGACCGUCGUUGCCGUUGUUGCCUGAACCGCCCGGAAGAUACAUCCUCUCCUCGGUCUAUAAUGCCUGUCACGCCGUUCGAAUUCGGUGAGCGAUACAGAUACCAGAAUGGCUUCGGGUCCUACUUAGAGACUGAGGCCGCUUCGGGCGCACUACCCGUCGGCCGAAAUUCUCCCCAGAAGCCACCCCAUGGCCUAUAUGCCGAGAAGUUCUCUGGCACCGCGUUUACGGCGCCACGGCACGAGAACAAGCAGACUUGGCUCUAUCGGAUACUCCCCUCCUGCGCGCAUCCCCCCUUUUCUCGCGCUACGGACGAGUUGCUCGGGUCCCAGCCGCUCACAAAUCCCUCCAAGCUAGAAUAUAUACCAAAUCAGCUGCGGUGGGAUCCUUUCGAUCAUGAUGAUCAAGCCGAUUUCAUCUCCGGCCUCCGUUUAGUUGCCGGCUCCGGCGACCCGACCCUCAAGCAGGGAGUAGGCAUGUACAUUUUUGCCGCUGGAAAAUCGAUGGAUGAGCGCUCCGCCUUCUACUCAGCCGACGGAGACCUCUUGAUUGUAGCCCAAGACGGUGUUCUGGAUAUCAGGACCGAGCUCGGUUGGCUCCUAGUCCGGCCUAUGGAGAUAUGCGUCAUACCGCGAGGCGUCAAGUAUCAGGUCCAUCUACCAUCCGGGCCUGCCCGCGGGUACGCACUCGAACUCUACCAGGGACACUUCUCCUUGCCCGAGCUCGGCCCAAUCGGCUCAAAUUGCCUGGCGAAUGCUCGCGAUUUCCAAGCCCCCGUGGCUUGCUUCAGCGAGGACUUCGGGGCUACCGCCUCUGUGGGCUCUAAUACUUACACGAUCACAGCCAAGUUCAACAAUUCGUUUUUCCAGACGAAGCAACCCCACACCCCGUUCGAUGUUGUGGCCUGGCACGGAACUUACUACCCGUACAAAUAUGACCUAGGCAGAUUUAACACGAUUGGGACCAUCUCGUACGAUCACCCGGACCCAUCCAUCUACACCGUCCUCACGGCUCCGUCGGACCACCCCGGUACAGCCGUCGCCGACUUCGUCAUCUUCCCGCCGCGUUGGCUGGUGGCCGAGAACACCUUCCGGCCGCCCUGGUACCACCGAAACACCAUGUCAGAAUUCAUGGGUCUCAUCGCGGGAGAGUACGACGCAAAGCGGGGAGGGCAGGGCGGUUUCAUGCCUGGCGGCGCUAGCCUCCACAACGUCAUGAGCGGACAUGGACCGGACGCGAAGAGCUUCGAGGGCGCGAGCAACGCCGAGCUCAAGCCGACUCUAGUGGGAACGGGCAGCUGCGCGUUUAUGUUCGAGAGCUGCCUGCUGAUCGGCGUGACGGAGUGGGGGCUCAAGAUGUGCAAGAAAGUCCAGGAGGGGUACAGCGAGGAGACCUGGGGCGGCGUCCAGGUGCAUUGGAAAAGGCCCGAGGGCGUGAGGGAGGAUAGCCAUCUGUUAGUCUGAGAGCCUGAGAUGACCGGAUAUCACCGUGCAAGCCUUCUGAACUCCGAACCCGCUACUCGACUCAUGAAAAGGCUAGUAGGUGGAGAAUAUAUGCUGACGAUUCGACGCCCGCGGGCAGAGCUUGAUGACCUGGAACUAAGCCGACCACAUAAAGUUGGGUCGGUUUUAUCAAUAAGUGUACUGAAUUCUAUUGAUUUAUAAAGCUGGUAUCAUUAUUUAUCCCAGUGCUUGAGCGUUUUCCUAUUGAUACUCGACAUCUUCGACCUGCGAGAAGGAU